UUGGUUUUCAAAAAAGGCUAACAAAUUGGUAUGUACAUUUCUUUUCUCCAGUCAUCUUUAUUAUUCAAUAUAUAUUUUACACCUUUUAAAAUACACCUACGCUUAUUAUGUCUAGCACCAAAGCUAACGCCAACAUUAUUGCUAGUCGUUUGCCGUCAGAUAUAUUUGCCCAAGUUUUUCCAUACCUUGUCAAAAUUUCAGAUAUAAGUAGCAGUUGGAAAACCCUUCUCCCUCAUCUGGCGGUCUGUCACAACUGGAGAGAGGCUGCAAGACCAUUCGUGUAUCGCACUGUAUAUAUCAGUUCUAAAUGCCCCGCUGAAAUUGGAAUGUGGGUAGGAGGUAUACACAAACCAAGUGUAUGUGGUAUGAAUAGUAACAUUAAACUGGCACACAUGACGGGCAACUUUAAAUAUGCAAAACUAUUACAUAUCGAGAUGGAGUGUUUGUCAUCGAUGAGAAAUUUUGUCGAAAAAAUGCAGGGAAUACUAUCAGCUCAGAACAAUGCUUGGUCAAACAUUACGGCUUUAUAUUACAAGGACAGCUUGUAUACUUUUGAGCUAUUUACGUACGAGUUGCUUGAACCAGCAAUGGAUUUGAUUGCUAAAAGUGUGCCCAAUGUUACAAAACUUAAUAUAUUUUCAAACAUUGCUUCGAUAGCGGGAACCAUUGUACAUCAAUGUCUAAUUAACAAAUUUUCAAACCAGCUUGUGUCAUUCAAAUGCAAUUCUGGUGUCAAAGUGCCCAAAUGUAAGUUCUCAAGUGCACUGACCACACUGUCUGUUUGUUUAAAUGAAAUACCAUUAACUGUAAUUUCAAGCAUCAAUACUGAUACGCUCAGGAUAUUGCAAUUAAAAAACGUUUCAUACACAUUUACUUGGCCAUACUUCAACAAUGAAAAUAAGACACAAACAACAAGAUUUCCUAAUCUGGUAGAUUUAAAGCUGUAUUUUAAGAAUGAUGUUAGCAAUAAUUAUUUAAACAAAGCAUUUUUUUUCACGGAUGGCGAGGAUUUUAUGCAGCUUCCAAUGCUUGAAAACGUGUUGCUGGUUAAUAUUCCUGUAACCCUAGAAAAGUUAUUUGCAGACAGCUCAUUGCAUCCACCUCACAAAACUAGAUUUGUGUUACCACAAGAAAAUACAGGUUCAAUCCAUCAUGAAGUUUGGAAUGACAUAAUUUUUGUCACCAUAGCGUAUGGAUUCAGGCGGUUAAACAAAAUAAUAAUACAUAAUAUUAUCUACAAAGAGGGGAACCAUCUGGUUGUUAGCAAUCCAUACUUAAGCAGAGAAAUAAUGGGGAAUAUUGGUAAAUGCCUCUCAUUGUAUCCAACCAAUAUUAGCGGGAGCAGUCUGUCCGAGCUUUAUUUGGACAAAGUAGUCAAUGUUUAUGCCAUAACUGAUAUUUUGAAGCAUCUGCCCAAUCUCAGACGUUUGGAAAUAAAAAUUUUCAAGUGCCAGCGCCGCAGGAAAUCAGAAACGUUUGCGAUAUACGAAACACUGGAAAGCCCAGUACCAGCUCUAGCCACUAAUCUUCAGACUCUUGUAAUUAAUAAUUACAGACACUUUGAAGAAGGAUAUGUGGAAAGAGAAUUGAGCAUAUUGCUUGUCCAGAUUAGAUCAUUGCAAUUACUUUGUGUUCCAGUCAAUUUUAUUGACCAAAUGCUCGAACUUACAAAGUACUAUGGCCAGGUUUAUCCCCAUGUAAAAUCACUACAGGUUACCGAAACUAAAAAUCCAAGCGGACAUAUUUGCAGACAAUAUUAUGAAUCAGAUUCUGAUGUGCCUUUAUAUUCCAAUUUUAGUGAUGAUGGUGGUUUUUGAUUCUUCUGACAAUGAUAAUUCUAGUUAUUAGGACUAUGCAUCUGGUUUUAGGUAGAAAAUAAUUUAGUUUUUUAGAUCGCGUGGUAUUAAUAAAUGCGUGUUUUAGACAAUUAAAAUAUUA
Molecule: messenger RNA, 1938 nt
Organism: Kickxella alabastrina
Lineage: Eukaryota; Fungi; Kickxellomycota; Kickxellomycetes; Kickxellales; Kickxellaceae
Exons: 1
Coding region: 108-1817 (569 amino acids)
Source: RefSeq, a predicted model, not a curated record